UCCGGACCCUGCGGCCAGAGUGUCCCCGGCCAUUGGGCGGCCGCUGGCAGGAGAAGCGAACAUUCUCGGGUCCGGAACGAAAGCAGCGCAUGCAGGACUUUUCCGGGGACCCCGAGGCCGCCGCACCGCGCGCCCCGCCCCCCCGCACGGCCACGUCUCCGCCGGAGUGUCCGGGCUGCCGCCGCGGCAGGGUGAGGGUCGCGGGGCCGCGCGCCUCGGGGUUCGGGCCCCCGCCGUGCAAGGGGCGGCUGCGGAGCGGCCCCGUUCCAGUCACCGCGCCGCGGCGGCCUCGGGCCCUCGGCCGCGGCGGAGCCGGCUCUGCGGACACGCGUGCCCGUGGGCCUCCCGAGUGCUGCGUGCCCGGCGGGCGCGGCCCGCCCGAAGCCGUCCGCUGGGCCCUCGAGCGCUGCCCGUGUCUUCAGUUCGGCCCUUGGCAGCUGACGAGCGUGACGCGGUGUCGCGCGGUAUCAUGGUAUUAGCUGGUUUGACCUCAAGCCAUUCGUGAGUCAUUAGAUCUUCUGAAAAUGGGCGGCGCCGUGGGGCCCCUCCUAGGAGCUCGUGGCUGGUGCUGAUGGCAGAAACCCAGCUUGCCUCGGGUUCCCUUGCAGCCCUGCAGCGUCCGCUCAGCAGGUGUCGUCCUGACCAUGGACGGCACGUCGGCCGAGCACGAGGGCCUCCAGGAGGACAGAUCCCACAGCAGCCCCUCGGGUCUCCCCGAGGCUCACCAGAGGUCCCCGGGCCCACUGGUGCCACCUGACCUGCAGGACAGAGCCCAGCGUGCUGAGGUAAACAGAGCUUCCACGGAAGGAGAAAGCCCGGAUGGAGCUGGCCAGGGAGGCCUCUGUCAGAACGGGCCAACGCCACAGUUCCCGGACCCUCCAUUGUCUCUGGGUCCCGUCACAAGCCCAGUGGGCCCUGAUGCCUCUCCAGGUGUGGCUGGUUUCCAUGACAACCUAAGGAAGUCUCAGGGAACUAGUGCUGAGGGCAGUGUUAGAAAAGAAGCUUUGCAGUCUCUCAGACUCAGUCUUCCUAUGCAAGAAACGCAACUGUGCUCUACAGAGUCUUCCCUGCCCCUGGAGAAGGAGGAGCAGGUCCGACUUCAGGCUCGGAAGCGGCUGGAAGAGCAGCUCAAGCAGUACAGGGUGAAGCGCCAGCAAGAGAGAUCCAGUCAACCUGCAGCCAAAACGAGACUUUCUAGCACGCUUGACCCUGAGCUCAUGUUAAACCCAGAAAACUUACCGAGGGCCAAUACCGUGGCUUUGACUAAGGAGUACUCCUUCCUGCGCACGAGUGUCCCUCGGGGGCCUAAGGUGGGCAGCCUGGGGCUUCCGGCACAUCCUAAGGAGAAGAAAAAUUCCAAAUCAAGCAAAAUCCGGUCUCUGGCUGAUUACAGAACCGAAGAUUCAAAUGCUGGGAAUUCUGGGGGAAAUGUGCCGGCUCCCGACUCUGCCAAGGGUUCCCUGAAGCAGAACAGAAGCGGCACGGCGUCUGUCGUGUCUGAGAUCAGCUUGUCUCCUGAUGCCGACGACCGGCUGGAGAACGCCUCCCUGACUGGAGACAGCGUGUCUGAGGCAGACGGAAAUGACAGCGACAGUUCUUCAUACAGCAGUGUCUCCACCCGAGGGACCUACGGCGCUCUGCUGAGGACAACGGGCGCGCAGGACGCCUCCUAUGUGGUUAACGGCCAGGAGAUUGCUGCGGAUACCCUGGGCCAGUUCCCCUCCAUUAAGGAUGUCCUCCAGGCCGCGGCUGCUGAGCACCAAGACCAGGGGCAGGAGGUCAACGGGGAAGUGCGGAGCCGCAGAGACAGCUUCUGCAGCAGCGUGUCCUUGGAGAGCUCUGCUGCAGAAACGCAGGAUGAGAUGCUGCAGGUGCUCAAAGAGAAAAUGAGGCUCGAAGGACAGCUGGAAGCCUUGUCCCUGGAGGCGAGUCAGGCACUUAAAGAGAAGGCUGAGCUGCAGGCCCAGCUGGCCGCCCUCAGCACCAAGCUGCAGGCACAGGUGGAGUGCAGCCACAGCAGCCAGCAGCGGCAGGACUCGCUCAGCUCAGAGGUGGACACCUUGAAGCAGUCGUGCUGGGACCUGGAGCGAGCCAUGACCGACCUGCAGAACAUGCUGGAGGCCAAAAAUGCCAGCCUGGCGUCGUCCAACAACGACUUGCAGGUGGCAGAGGAGCAGUACCAGAGGCUCAUGGCGAAAGUGGAGGACAUGCAGAGGAGCAUGCGCAGCAAGGACAACACAGUGCACGACCUGCGACAGCAGAUGACAGCCUUGCAGAGCCAGCUGCAGCAGGUGCAGCUGGAGCGUGCGACGCUGACCAGCAAGCUGAAGGCGUCGCAGGCAGAAAUCUCAUCCCUGCAGAGCGUCCGGCAGUGGUACCAGCAGCAGCUUGCCCUGGCGCAGGAGGCCCGCGUCAGGCUGCAGGGCGAGAUGGCCCACAUCCAGGUUGGACAGAUGACCCAGGCAGGCCUCCUGGAGCACCUGAAACUCGAGAAUGUGUCCCUGUCCCAGCAGCUGACAGAAACUCAGCACAGGUCCAUGAAGGAGAAGGGGCGCAUUGCAGCACAGCUGCAGGGCAUUGAGGCUGACAUGUUGGAUCAGGAAGCAGCCUUCAUGCAGAUUCAGGAGGCAAAGGCAAUGGUGGAGGAGGACCUCCAGAGGCGGCUGGAAGAGUUUGAAGGCGAGAGGGAGCGUCUGCAGAGGAUGGCAGACUCAGCGGCAUCCCUGGAGCAGCAGCUGGAGCAGGUGAAGCUGACGUUGCUCCAGCGAGACCAACAGCUUGAGGCUUUGCAGGAGGAGCACCUAGACCUGAUGAAGCAGCUCACCUUGACUCAGGAGGGUCUGCAGAGCAGGGAGCAGUCCCUCGAUGCCCUGCAGACACAGUACGACGAGCUGCAGGCCAGGCUGGGGGAGCUGCAGGGUGAGGCCGCCUCCAGGGAGGACACCAUCUGCCUCCUGCAGAAUGAGAAGAUCGUCUUGGAGGCAGCUCUGCAGGCGGCCAGCAGUGGCAAGGAGGAGCUCCAGCAAGGAGCAGGACGCCUGGGGGAAGGUGCCGAGGGAGCGGCGGGGGCGUUAGGGAAGUUGAGAGAAGAGCUCGCCAUCAAGUCCAGCCAGGUGGAACACCUGCAGCAGGAGACUGCCGCUCUGAAAAAGCAGACCCAAAAAAUAAAGGAACAGUUUAUUCAACAAAAGGUGAUGGUAGAGGCCUACCGGCGUGACGCCACCUCCAAAGACCAGCUCAUCAGUGAGCUGAAGGCCACCAGGAAGAGGCUGGACUCGGAGCUAAAGGAGCUGCGGCAGGAGCUCAUGCACGUGCAGGGGGAGAGGCGGGCCACGGAGGCGGAGCUCUCACGCCUGCACAGGGAGGCGUCCCAGGUCCGGCAGCAGAUGGCGGACCUCGAAGGGCAUCUCCAGGCCGCGCAGAAGGAGCGAGACGAGAUGGAGACACACCUGCAGUCUUUGCAGUUCGAUAAGGACCAGAUGGUCGAGGUCACAGAGGCCAACGAGGCGCUGAAGAAACAAAUUGAAGAGUUGCAGCAGGAAGCGCGGAAGGCCAUCACGGAACAGAAGCAGAAGAUGAGGCGGCUGGGCUCGGACCUGACCAGCGCCCAGAAGGAGAUGAAGACCAAGCACAAGGCCUACGAGAGCGCCGUGGGCAUCCUCAGCCGCCGCCUGCAGGAGGCCCUCGCGGCCAAGGAGGCUGCAGAUGCGGAGCUGGGCCAGCUCCGAGCCCAGGGCGGCGGCGCCGACAGCAGCCCGGCUCUACAUGAGAGGAUCCAGGCCCUGGAGGCGGAGCUGCAGACCGUCGGCCAUAGCAAGAUGCUGCUGGAGAAGGAGCUGCAGGAGGUCAUCGCGCUGACCAGCCAGGAGCUGGAGGAGUCCCGGGAGAAGGUGCUGGAGCUGGAGGACGAGCUUCAAGAAUCCAGAGGCUUUAGGAAGAAGAUAAAACGCCUCGAAGAGUCAAACAGGAAGUUGGCUCUCGAAUUAGAGCAUGAGAAAGGGAAGCUCACGGGCCUCGGCCAGUCCAACGCAGCUCUGCGGGAGCACAACAGUGUCUUAGAAACAGCUUUGGCCAAGAGAGAGGCGGACCUAGUGCAGCUGAACCUCCAGGUGCAGGCAGUUUUGCAGCGCAAAGAGGAGGAGGAUCGCCAGAUGAAGCAGCUGGUCCAGGCCCUGCAGGCCUCGCUAGAGAAAGAGAAGGAGAAGGUGAACAGCCUUAAGGAGCAGGUGGCUGCUGCCAAGGUGGAAGCUGGGCACAGCCGCCGCCACUUCAAGGCGGCCUCCUUGGAACUGAGUGAGGUGAAGAAGGAGCUGCAGGCCAAGGAACACCUGGUGCAGAAGCUGCAGGCCGAGGCCGACAGCCUUCGGAUUCGGGAGGGGAAACAUUCCCAGGAGAUAGCACAGUUCCAGGCAGAGCUGGCUGAGGCCCGGGCGCAGCUCCAGCUCCUACAGAAGCAGCUGGACGAGCAGCUCAACAAACAGCCCGUGGGAAACCAAGAGAUGGAAGAUCUCAAAUGGGAGGUGGAUCAGAAAGAAAGAGAAAUCCAGUCCUUGAAGCAGCAGCUGGACUUGACGGAGCAGCAGGGCCGAAAGGAACUGGAAGGGCUCCAGCAGCUGCUGCAGAAUGUCAAGUCUGAGCUGGAGCUGGCCCAGGAAGAUCUGUCCAUGACCCAGAAGGAUAAAUUUAUGCUCCAGGCAAAAGUGUCGGAGUUGAAGAACAACAUGAAGACCUUGCUCCAGCAAAACCAGCAACUCAAGCUGGAUCUGCGUCGCGGCGCAGCGAAGACGAGGAAGGAGCCGAAAGGCGAGGCCAGCUCCUCCAGCCCCGCCACGCCCAUCAGGAUCCCCGACUGCCCCGUCCCGGCCUCACUGCUAGAGGAGCUGCUGCGGCCCCCGCCCGCCGUGAGCAAGGAGCCCCUCAAGAACCUGAACAGCUGCCUCCAACAGCUCAAGCAGGAGAUGGACAGCCUGCAGCGCCAGAUGGAGGAGCACGCACUCACCGUGCACGAGUCCCUGUCCUCAUGGACCCAGGCGGAGGGCAGACCCGAAGAGCCCGCCACUGCCAGCCCUGCACCCCCUGGGGAUCAUGCCAGCCCCCGGGGUGACACUCAGAGACACAGCCCGAGCAGGGUUUCCAAAGAAGGGCCGGGACAGUGACCGCCGCAGGCCCGCGUGUGCUGCUGCCCAGGAAUGCUCUUAGCAAUGUUAUUUAUUUGAUUGUGUGAUCCAUGUUUUUCUGAGAGAUGGAAUUUAACAAGGAGUAAAGUGUGUAACAGAACAAGAGCUGAGGAUUAGAAACGCACUCGAAGAUCACAAGUAGCUUUUCCCACGGAAUGACCAAAUCUUCCAAGCCCGGGAGGCGCUCGGUGUGGAGUUUCUGCUGUGUCCGGAGGCCACGUGCCGGAGGACCUGUCCGGUGCUGCUCCCUGUGGGGUGCUGCGGUGGCGGGGAGCAGCUCUGCGUGACGGAGCCUGUGGUACCAGCACCACACGCUUCCCUGUCCAUUCAGCAAGGGCUUACUUUGCAGGUGAAAUUUUAUUUGCACCUUUGGCUUUUUACUUUCCUGGUUUUUUUGAGAGCCAUCCCACCACAGGAUGUGUACAUAGACACUGAAGAUCGUAACCCAAGCUUUGUUUUGGAGACAGAGUUCUGCUCUGUCACCAGGCUGGAGUGCAGUGGC
Saimiri boliviensis boliviensis (Bolivian squirrel monkey) is the source of this 5679-nucleotide messenger RNA. It is a transcript of the gene GOLGA3, whose product is annotated as golgin A3. The record is from RefSeq and is a predicted model, not a curated record. Lineage: Eukaryota; Metazoa; Chordata; Mammalia; Primates; Cebidae.